Molecule: messenger RNA, 4831 nt
Organism: Paramormyrops kingsleyae
Lineage: Eukaryota; Metazoa; Chordata; Actinopteri; Osteoglossiformes; Mormyridae
Gene: smap2
Product: small ArfGAP2
Cellular component (GO): cytoplasm
Molecular function (GO): GTPase activator activity
Source: RefSeq, a predicted model, not a curated record
GGCUAAGACUACGGUUAUUGCGGUAUUUUAAGUAAAUAUUUAUAUUCCUGUUAUAUACUUUACUGCGGAUUUGGAUGUAAAUCCAGUUGGUUUUAUUUGGUGACUACGAAUCGAGAAAUGGGCAUAGCUGUGAGAGACAGGGUCAGAAUUGUGUAAUAGCGAGUGUUUAAUAGUGAUGAAUUUAAAGGGCGGCGGAAACAGGAAAUCCGACUGAGAUGUACGGUAGUUGAGCCGUAGUUGGGUUUAUGAUAAGUGAGGACAGCAGACGAGACAGUUUGAAAGAGAAACGGGGCUCGCUGCUACCGCACGUGAGGCGAUCCCUUAAUUAUAAUUAACGCAAAUACAUAGUAAAAGAUUUAUUGUGGCGGUACUGCACUGCGCGCUCAGAAUUUAAUAAUCAGAUAAGGACUGCGGUAUUAAUCAUCAACAGUUAUCUGUACAUUAACAGAAUUAUUGUCUUGUUUUCUAUUCAUUAUAAAACACGGCGGAAGGCACACAUCUUGUUUUUGUUCUCUUUUGACACUGUUUAAAUUAAGUAAGUUGGGGUUUGAAGAACAGCCAGGUCUGAAAUAUCUGAACAUCGGAAUCUGAAAUAUAUCUGAAAUGACCGGAAAAUCGGUGAAAGACGUGGACCGAUACCAAGCUGUACUCACUUCGCUGCUUUCGCUGGAGGAGAAUAAAUUCUGCGCCGAUUGCCUUGCAAAAGGCCCCAGAUGGGCCUCAUGGAACCUGGGGGUCUUCAUUUGUAUCCGCUGUGCUGGAAUCCACCGGAACCUAGGAGUCCACAUAUCACGGGUGAAGUCUGUGAACUUGGACCAGUGGACCCAGGAGCAGAUUCAGUGUGUCCAGGAGAUGGGAAAUGCUAAAGCCCGACGUCUCUACGAGGCCUUUCUGCCAGCCUGCUUCCAGCGGCCCGAGACUGACCAAUCUGCUGAGGUCUUCAUCCGUGACAAGUACGAUAAGAAGAAGUACGUGGAUAAGUGCCUCGACGUCCAGGCGCUCAGGAAGGAGAAGUCUAGUAACUCCAUAGUCAAAGAGGCGCCAGUUGUGUUUGAGAAGAUGAAAUUGAAAAGGGAUGAUUCCCAGCAGCUGAAGCCCAGUCCCACAAAGCCUGCUCACAUCACAGCUGACUUGUUAAACCUUGAUGCUCCAGUCCCUCUGACCAACGGUGGCCCCAGCCCCGAGUUGACGGACCCACUGGAUUUGUUCGGCUCUGUCUCCACCACCUCUGCCAAUCACGCCAAAACACCGCCAGCUUCAGUGUCCAUGCCUGUGAAACACCAAGUUGGCAGCUCUGUUCCAGAGAACCUCAGUCUCUUCCUGGACCCUGCCCCAAAACCUGAGGAGGUGCCUAGGAAGAUGUCCAAAGACUCCAUCCUGUCUCUCUACAGCACCGUCACACCACACACCAACAGCAUGCCUCCUCACGGUGGCAUGUACGUGGCCCCACCACAUUUGGGUUACGCCGCAGCCGGAUUUGGGCAGUACCAGCCCAUGGCCCAGGGCGGGAUGAUGGGAGCCAUGAUGGGGAUGCCCGUGGGCACGCUGGCACAGCCUGGCCUUCUGUGCCCGGCCGGGAUGCCGGCAGCGACGCCCUACGCGGCGGGGCUGCCAGGGGGCGGGAUGGGCAUCCCCGGCAGCAUGGUGGGAGGGCUGCCCUCUCUGCCCCAGCAGAUGUACGGGGUGCAGCCGGCCCAGCAACUCCAGUGGAACAUCACGCAGAUGACCCAGCACAUGGCCGGCAUGAACUUGUACGGUGCCAAUGGCAUGAUGGGAUACUCUCAGCCCAUGGGAGGAGGGGCAGUGCCCGGAUCGAGUCACAUGCUUGGGACACACGUGUGGAAAUGAUUGCGGCGGUCUGAAGGAACAGGGCUGGGGGUGGCUGGUCAAUGGACCGGACUUUCAGGGUGUUGCAUAAAUGAAGGUACACUUCUGGGCUUCGGGGGGGGGGGGGGACAGUCAACCAAUUUGCCCCCCCCCCCCUUCUUUUUCCUUUAUCUUUUACUCCCUUGCUAUUGUUUUUCAAGAUCUCCAUAUUUGCCUUCAAACGUCACCGAGCUCUCGGAGGUCCGAGAAUCAGGGUCCCGCUUGGCUCAGCAUUGCAAUGCCGGCCGGCAACGACCCGGCCGAGCCGAUAUUUCGUGGUUCUGAAAAAUUUGUGUUUUUUUUUUUUGAGGUUUUCCCCCACUUUGUCUCACUCCCCCUCACAGACUAUCCUCGCAGGCAGCAGAUCACCUUGCCUGUGCUGACAGUGUGGGGUCACUGCAGGCUGCAGGUAGCUGCCUGAACUCGCCAAGCUAAGACCUUGUCGCUCACCAGUUUACUUCAACUUUUCAGAAUUUUUUUUUUGUUAAAAGGUCUUGGUUCUGCCUGCGCCCUGGUAACUCGGGUGGAUGAUAGCCCGCUCGCUGUUGCCCCGCCAGUGCCCACGCAGCUUUUGUCCCAAUUGUUUGUUCCACAGACACGGCGGCUGCUUGAAUUAUAAACCGAUGGUAUUUCUAAAUUCCCAAAUUAGUCCUAACUUAACUUAGCUGUUUGUAAGACAUCCUAUGUUUGAGGGAUUUUAAGUUAAAGAAAUUUAUAUUCCUUUUGUCACAACUGGGGGGCCAAAAAAACAGAGCCAACUGGGCAACCAAAGAUAUGCGACGGCUUUUCUCAGUAGCCAGACGGGGUAACUGUAAUGUCACAUGACACCCCCCCCCCCCUCGCUUCCGAUUAGCCACUGAAUGCAGGUGGACACCCCCACACACACAGGCAAGGAGGCAGAUGACAUGAAUCGAUGCCGGACGCUGCUCUGUGAAUGUCCACACAGUGAUGUCAUAAUGAAUGUACGCUGCCAGGACAGAGAACGUGUCUUUAGAAAUGUAUCCAGCACUGUCAGCUCUGCUUAUUCGGUUAGUCGUCAUUGGCCGUGUUGAGCCUAUAGGAGGGCAGGCUGAGGGUCACAUGGGCUUCUCAUGUCCGCUGCCCGCAGGGAUCUGUAUCCUUCGGCUUAGUGUGACAGGAAGCUGUUUGCCCUCUGAAGUUGCAGUAGCGUGUGUGUGCAUGUGGGUGUGUGUGUUUGAGAGAGAGAGAGAGUCUGUGUGUGAGCGGUUUUGCAUGGAUAGCCCUUGGGUGGGUGGCAGAUUGUCCAUUGGGGGUAGCUAUUUGACAGAGAACAGUGCCCCCCCCCUGUCUCUGAGAGCUAUAUGAUCUUGGCUUUCUGAAUGUCUGCAGGAUUUUUGCAGGUUUGCUUUUUCUGUUACUUAUUGACUUCAGCAGAAAGCCUGACCUUUCGAGUAUGUUACCCCCGUGUUACCCCCGUGUUACCCCUGUCUGAGGCUGUCCUUCCUCUCCUGUUUGCUUUAUGUGUGCCACUGUGGGCAUACACACGCAUGGUAAACCUCUCCUUUUGCAAAUAGGAAGCCAUGUUGUAUAUCUAGGCGAAAUGUGAACGCACUGUGGGCAAGACAGAGGGUUCCUACAGUGAGGUGGGCCACUUUCUCUAGGGUACUCUGCUUAAUCAGCUUAAUCAGCCAGCACUCUCCACAGCACCGCUAGCUCCAUCCUGGGCAUUCUGUAUUUAGGUGCAGCAUACGGAAAAUCCUCUUCAUUUAAUGGCGUUUCAGUUCAGUGACAGUAGAUGGAGACUGCCCUCUGGUGGUGAAGAGAGGGAUUGCGUUCUAGUUACAUAGCUACUCUGUGGCUGUGGUAGGUUUUUCCAAUAAAGGUAUGCACCACUAUCUAGGAAUCUGGUUUGGGUAAGGGGGCAGUGUGGAAACUAUGCAAGCAUUUGGGAGCGUACACACACAUGCACAUCGGAGGUACAACGAAGCUUCCCAUAUACACACGCUCUCAGCAGACUCAUAGGGCCUGUACCAGCUAUGCUAUAACUUUUUUUUAAUUUAUAAUGCUCCUUUGUUUUUAUUAGCAGAAUAUUCCAUAUAGCUUGCCAUGGACUGCAGUAAUUUCUUAUGUUCUUCUGUUAAUAUUAUCUGGCAUUGUGUGAGGCAUGUUCUGUGCCGUGUGGCUCUCUGUCAUCACCCUGGCUUCCUGUAACAGAAACAGAGCCAGGCCACCUUCCCCAAGCCCCGCCCCCACCUUCCCCAAGCUCCGCCUCCGGCUUCCUUUUCAUUUUCCUUAGAACUAUAAUUAUUAUUGUCAUUGUUGUUGCUGUUGAAAUGCAUGAAGGUAAUUAUGUAAAUAAUUUGCUGUGUUCUUAUUGCGCCUCGUGCGCCGCACUUGACGUAGACGUGCCCAGAUGCACCAUCCCAGAGGUGGGGGGCCAUUGCCCUCAGCUCUACGUCACAGGUCCCCGGUUCAGCCUUUCUCUGUGUGACUCCCCAAUGUGCCAUCAGGGCAUUGCACACACACACACCCCAGUCUGGGUCCAAAGAAGCUUACUUACAGACCCCUCUGGGAUAUCACACCAAGGGAUGCAGGUAAACACCAUGUAAGUCCAGGUCGCCAUGGUUACAUAUAGCUGUACUUUAGGCAUCGAGAUAUGUUUGAGUUUUUUCUUAGCAAAAUAUCAGCACAGAAAAUGAAUGUAUGUGUUUUGUUAUUAUUUUGUGCUUUAAUUUUCAUACAUUUUCUCUCCUCUGUGUGUGUGUGUGUGUGUGUGUGUGUGUGUGUGUGUAUGUGUGUACGUGUGCACGUGUGCAGAUGUACGUUUUCGGUCUCAUGAUUUUUUUAAGCAUAAUUUAUUGGAGAUGCUGAAAUGUAAACGACUUUUGCAUCUCUGGGAUCCUUAAAAUAUGUUGAUGUAUAAACACAGAUUUGAAUAAUAUAAUAUACUUGUCAAUAUGUAAAAUCCAAAUAAAGAACAUUUUGGCAUUCAUUUUAGCACUGA